This is a messenger RNA of Acanthocheilonema viteae, 1277 nucleotides long. The record is from the annotation of a GenBank genome assembly. NCBI's taxonomy places the organism in Eukaryota, Metazoa, Nematoda, Chromadorea, Rhabditida, Onchocercidae.
AUGUUAUCAUUAAUUUAUAGUACGAUUGUAUCACUAAUAUUAAUCACUGCAACAUUGAUGAUCAAAGCAAUUGAUUACGAAGAUAAUGAUUUAGCUAAAGUAUGUCGACCUUUGGAUCGUCAAAUGGAUUUGUUGUUCAUUCUGGAUGGUUCCGGUAGUGUUAGUGGAAGUACAUUUGCAACACAAAUGGCUAUGCUUAAUAAGAUUGUUGAUAUGAUCGAAAUUGGCCCGAAGAAUACACAAAUUGCUGUAAUGCAAUAUUCAUCCUACACGCGAGUGGAAUUUAAUUUUAGUGCCAAUCCAAAUAAGGAAACACUUCGUGCAUCACUUCAAAAAAUUCGACAUAUUUCGGGAACAACGAAAACUGGCAAAGCAUUGGAUAAAGCACUUCAUGUUUUCCGUCAUGAUAGCAAUUCAGGAGCACGGCUUAAUCAGGAUGAUGUAGCGCAGGUUGCUGUAGUUGUUACCGAUGGUCAUUCACAUGAUGAUCCGAUAUCAGCUGCAGUGCGACUUCGUCAUGCUGGUGUUCAAAUACUUGCCCUUGGUAUUGGUGCGCAUAUUAAUAUGGGUGAACUGGUGGAAAUUACCGGUGAUGAGAAUCUUGCUUUCCAGAAUCUCACUUCGCAAGCUUCUUUAGAUCAAUUUGUGCAUCAAUUCAAAAAGAUUGCCAUUGGCGAACAUUGUGACUUUUCUCGAGGUCCAUUUGGAGCUGAAAUAAAUUGUCGUAGUGAUUCUGUGGAGAUUGUCGUUUCCACGGUGAACCCAUUCCACGGUCAUCUUUAUGUAUCCGGUCAAUUUCAUCGUCCAGAAUGUAUCGCAACCGUACAAAAUUCAUCCUUCAAAGAAAUUCGCCUUUCCAUUGAUCUUACCGCUUGUAAUAUUCAGAAACAGAUGAAGCAAAAUCAUAUGGGUGCAUUAUUUGAGACAAAUGUUGUACUGAAAUUUCAUCCAUUAUACAAUACAAAAGCAGAUAAGGUCUUCAAGGUGCAAUGUUUUUAUCCUGAAAAAGCACCAAAAUUACCGGGAAAAUAUUUGGACAAUCGAAUAAUUAUUAAUAAGAGGAAUGAAUUGAAAAUGCCAUGUUCCUAUAAGAUGAUAUCAAAUACAAAACCAAAUGAUAAGUGUAAAUUGGAAGAUGUACGUGUCGGUGAUCAAAUUAUUCAUUCAUGGGAAUGUGAUAAAGAUUCAUUCGAUACAUAUCAAUCAAUGCUUGUUCACAAUUGCAUUAUCAUCGAUUUAACGAGUGGUAUUAGCAAGACAAUUAUUGAUUCAACCGG